AUGGCCGCUGGAAGCACAGAAGUGGAGGCUUCAACGAGUGUGUUAUCUGGUCUUCUAGUUCCAGAAAUUGCUAUAACUAUGCUGAAUGGUAACAAAGGUUUGCAAGCUUGCCGUAUCCAGUGCUAAAAUUAGUAGUAUUGAUAUUUUCGCCGGCUGAUUAAAUAUCGCAAAUCUCCAUUAUAUAUAUAUGUUGUCUAUGGACGUUAUCAGUGUAAUUCAGUUAGCUCCUAUGCACACCUACUAAUUAAAGAAAUUAUGUAAUGAUUUGUAAUGGGUGAAAAAAUUCUUCUUCUUCCUCUUCUUCUGAACACGAAUCUGUUUUUGUUGAAGCAACCCUAAAUGUGUCAACGUCAAAAGAUCUGGCUGAAAAUAUGUAGCCCUAUAUGUUUCUCUGUUACCAAAAGAGGAUGUACCGGCAUGAAUUUUGAUGAAACUAUAUAUGGUUCUGUUUGUAUUUCUUACCAUUUUUCUGAGCUUUCGCUUUCCUGUUUAAAUUUUAACUUUUCACGUUUUGUCAGCAUUGCUUUAAUUGCACACUGAUCUCAAACUAUCACGAAUCUAGUUAUUAACUAGGUUACCCACAGGGCAGCAAUGCUGCCUUUGACAGCAAAAGACAAACUACAGGGUCAAGUGAACGAGUCCUUCAGAAACAUCCUAUUAUUGUUAUCCUUGUUAACCCAUUUAUUGACAGUACCCUACCACUUACUGAGUAUUAAAAAUCGUCUGGCGUUGGACAGGGUAAAUACUAAAGUAGGGGUCAUUACUGUGCUGAUGGAUUAACAAGGGACAUUGGCAGAUUUGUUAACCCAUUUACUGGCAGUCUAUACCACUGACGAAUUUAGUUAUUUAAUUAAUCUGCUAAAAAAUGAACACGUUUACAGGUGUAACGCGAAAUUCCUGACUUGCGAAAUAUCUGACGAUUGUAGAACUGCACAUGAACAGACAAUGCGCAUGAAUGGCUCAUAAACUUUGGUUCAUAAAUUUCGCAACUCAACAGACAACACGUGUAUCUAUAAAGUCAUUUUGUUGGAUAAUAUUUACACAUAAGUUUUCAAAUUCUACAAUUGAUCAACUGAAUUGACACUAUACCACUGAUUGUGAACGUUGGCGUUCAGCGAUAAUAAAGCUUGAAUCUAAAAUCUGCGAAUGGAAAAAGUCAAUCGAAAAGCGCUCUUAGUGAUAUAAAAUUAGGGCCCACAGUAAUUGGUUUACACUGUUGUGGUGUCCCUGCCAUUUUUGUCCAUGUUUAUUGUGUAGAUGUCUAUUUGCUGUUCUGUUAAGUGUUUUUGGCAAAGUUUAAUAAAUUAAAUUAAAAAAAAAUAGACUCCAUUUUCAAAGGUGAUGCUAUAAGCAUUACUAUAAUCAUUACUAUAUAAUUAGUAACCAGCACUGAACAAUGAGUUCGUGAGUUGGCCGUUAGAUUUGGCGAUGUCUAUAUUAGAAACACGUAACGAUACUAUGGUAACAUCGUAUAUGGACUUAAAAAUCGUUUCGACCGACCGUAUUCAGCAAACGUCGUGUAUUUCGCGGUCACGACCACACAAUCCGCUUUGAAAUUUAAAGUGUUUGUAAAUUAGCGCUGUCGAUUUGAAAUAUUUAACGAAGUAUUAGAAAUUAACAUCAUGAUUAUUUUAUCUAAACUCUAAAAAAAAGUUUUGGCCGAUUUAAAUUUAGCAAGCGUCAUAUAUUUCGCGCCUGCACGCGCGAAAUUUCUGACCCGUCACGCUUGGUCAGGUAUUUCGCAGAGGUCCGGAAUUUCGCUUGACACCGGCAGCAUCCGUCCAGAUGAGGAAAAUCUGUUCCCUUAAUCGUGAAACCGUCCGUCGCCCUACGCCUUACGGGUUUGGGCCAUUUUUAAGACUCCAGGCACCGUGCCUUUCUUCAUCGGGACCUCACAGGAGGUCAACAGCAUAUAUACUGCUUUGAACUGUCAUCAAAUAUAUCCGUUAUUCAAUUUCAGUUUCAGCGUUAAUAAUCAAUGUUGCUGUAUUUUAAAUAGAACGUAUUCAACCACAAGAGUUCACUGCUAAAAGCACAGAAAUAGAGGCUUCGUCAAAUAUGUUAUCUAAACUUCAAGUUCCAGAAAUAGUUUUACCAAUGCUGGAAAGUAACAAAGGUUUGCAAAGUUGUCAUAUCCAGUGAAAGAAGUACUUUUUCACCGAAAUUGUAAAAUAAUUUCAGAACUUCUAAACUCACACGCAUAGAUCGUGAAGCAUUUAUUUAUAAGAGAUUAUUCUAAAACACACAAGUCUCAUUGAGGCCUCUAUUCGUUCUCAACCCUUACGCACAACGUAUUUAUUUGAAACUAAUUGAAAGAGACUAUUUUUUCAAUAAACAAACUGAAUUGUGAACAGCAUAAACACGGCCGUCCUGGUGCGCAUGACUCUCUAUAACAAUUAUUAGUUCUCAAGUCAAACUAUUGGCACAUAGUUACAAUUUGAAAAGCUCACCGAAAUUAGCAACUACUGUACAUAGGUUGGCAAGUUUGUCUGUCUGUUACAUGAAGUAUUAGUUAUCAAUCCUAACAAACUAUUGUUGUAGCUGCCGUUUGAAAAGUUUACCGCAUGAAGCAAAAGGCUUUUCCGAAAAUAUUUUCAAAAUUACAAGUUCCACAAUUGACCACUGCGUAAUAGACUAAAUUUUGAUCUAGACAAAAAUUUCAUAACAGCUUGAAAGAGCAUCACAAAAUUAGUAAUAUUUCGAAGUUUCGUUGCGAAAUGUUGUAAAAUGCGGAUAAUAUAGCCUUGCGAAGUUUGCAAUUUUCAGUCAUUUUAGAUUACAAACGUGAAAUUGACAGCCCAAUACCUUGUGGGGCUGUCAAUUUCCCGCUUGUAAACUAAAAUGACUGAAAAUUGCAAACUUCGCAAGGCUAUAUUAUCCGCAUUUUACAACAUUUCGCAACGAAACCUCGGAUAAUUACUAGUUUGUGAUGCUCUUUCACGCUGUGAUGAAAUUUUUGUCUAAACUUGUUGAGAUCAAAAUUUAGUCUAUUACGCAAAUCGUCAAUUGCGUGGCUGCGCUAUAGAAAUUAUCAGUCUAGGUUUGGCAAUCAUAAAAAAGAUUUAGCAGUCUUGUCUUUUCAUAAAUAUUGUAACAACAAAGUCAAUUUAUCAACUACAGUAUAGAGUAUACAUAUUAUUGUGAAACGACAAAAAUACAACAUUUUAAACUGCAUAUACCUUGGGUAUAGGUGUAGCGUUUAUUAAUUAAGUCAAAGCAGAUCGGUUUUUAUCUCUUUUUGAGCAGCAAAGCAAGUAAACACGAACCUGUCGUAGUUGAAGCAACAGUGAAUUUGUCAACGCCAAAACGUUGUGCUAUAUCAUAUUCUUUAAAAGAGCAUACACAUGCGUUUUACUGAAUUUCCUCGAGUUUUCGCAUUCGUGUUCAUCUUUCAACUUUUUUUUGCUGCUGUAUUUUUAAAUAGAUCGUAUUGAACCCCGAAAGUUCCCUUCUGGAUUCAAAGAAACAGAGGUUUCAUCAAAUAUGUUAUCUAAUCUUCAAGUUCCAGAAAUAGUUUUACAAAUGCUGAAAAUUAACAAAGGUUUGUAAACGUAUUAUAUAUAUACGCAGGGGUAAAAUUUAAUACUUCUUCACCAAGGUUGUGGAGCGGAAAGUUUCAAAACAUGCCUAGAUCGUGAAGUGUGUAUUUGAAAGAGAUUAUUCUUAAAUAUGGAAAAUGUAAAAAGCAUAAACUGUCCCAGUGUGCAUAACUGUGCAAUGCUGGAAGUUAACAGAGGUUUGUAAGCUUAUCUAUAUCUAUUGCUACUGUAAAACUAGUUUCCUAGAGUUUCGCAUUCGUAUUUAUUUUUCAAAUUUUCACGUUUUGUCAACCUCGCUUUAAUUACACACUGAUCUUAAAUUAGUUCGCAUGCAGCACUGGAAUUUUAAUGAAUUCAUUUUACAUCUGCUAAAAAUAAAAAACGUUAUAUUUACCAUGCAGCGGCAUCGGUCCGGAUAAGGUAAAUUAUCGCCAUCAGUCUUGAAGGUGUCCCUCGUUCACCAUUUUUCAGUUUCAGCAUUAUUAAUUGAUGCACUUGUAUUUUCUAAAAUAGAUCGAAUUCAACCACAAAAUCCCACCGCUGGAGACACGAGCAAUAGAGACGCUGAAGAAAUAGAGGCUUCCUCAAAUGUGUUUCCAGAACUGAAAGUUGUUUUACCUAUGCUGGAGCAUUUUAACAAAGGUUUUCAAAGUUGUCAUAUAUCCAUAUGUAUCAUAUCAUAGUUAAUACUUCUUCACCAAAAUUGUAGAGUGGAAUCAGUUUCAAAGCUUGUAAACUUGCGUGAAUAAAUGUGAAAUAUUUAAAAGAGAUAAGUUUUAAAAUCAACAAUGCGAACAGCAUGUAUAAACACAACAAAGCGCGCCAAAACACACGUGGGUCCCAGUGAUUAUGUCUUUUUAUUAGUUCUGAAUGCUUAAUUAAACUAUAUUGUUGCAGCUGCAAUUUGAAAUUUGACCGCAUGAAGCACAAAAAUGAAGGCUUUCCUGAAAAUUCUAUUAUUUCAAUUUUAAGUCCUAGAGAAUGCGCGCCUAUAUAUGUUAGAAAUUGGCAACCAGGUUGACGUUUGUCAAAAUGGAAUUUAUAGAAACUUCUUUUUGCCGGCUUUCUGCGAUAUACUGUAUAUAUGAUGGUACAUUUUCUGGUAGUUGCAGUAAUGGCAGUUAACAGUAUGUGCAAUAUCACAUUUGCAUCGAAAGGUUAACAAAUAGAAUUUAUCUCUUAUUUAAUUUUAGUUUCAGUAAUAUAUUAAUAGAUGCUUUUUUAAUAGAUCGUGUUCAACUGCAGACGUUCUCAUCCCAAAUUACAGAAACGACAGAAGCUUUCCCAAAAGUUCUGGCAUCUAAGCUUCAACUUCCACAAAUCUUCUUACCUAAGCUACAAAUCAGCAAAGGUUUGCCAAAUAUCAUAUAUUCGGUAUACAAGUAUACUUUUUCACAAAAUUUUAGUGAAAAUUGUCGCAAAUAUCUUAUAGCCAUGGCUACAACUAGCUUUUUCGCGAAAGCCAAAAUCUGCCAUUUUUGGGGGUCUAUCCGCCCUCGUAAAAGAUUUUUACAAUUAGUCAAACAACGUGAAAAGCAACUUUUAAAAGUUGUAACUGUAAAUUUACCAUUAUAUAAACAAUAUAAUACCAAAACUUCCUUCAAACAUGGGAGAAGUAGUACCCAAAAAAUGGCGGGAAAACUGGCCGUGAUUAAAGCUAAUUUGGCGCCGUUUUUGCCACCAAGUUUUGAUUGCUAUAAGAAGGCAAGUAGGCAACCCCAACUAUAUAAAGCGUACAGGGACGUGCUGGCUAGGGACGAGACAACGAAAACUCGUUAUGGGCCCUUGCCAUCAUGGCUCCUAAAAUAAACAUUGAGAUUUUUCAAACAUUGAGAUUUUUAUUUUCAAAAUCAAGAUUAAGAUAUUACAGUUUCUAUUGUAAAAAUCAAAAUUCACGAAAAUAUUACGCAAGAAUUUUCGUAUGUUGGACCGAAAAGUUACGAUGUACCCUACGAUGUACCCAACAAUUUUUGGACAAAAAUAUAAAUAUUGAGCUAGCCACCGUUCAAUGAGCAUGGGCCCAUCAGACGUUGCUCAUUCGUUGUCUUUUUUAAGACCCCAGCACGUCCCUGGAAGCGUAGAACGUUAACAAAAUUAAAUUCGAUUCUUAAUUAAAUUGGAUUGCUGCAAACACGAAUUUAGUUGGCCAAUGUAUUCUAUACGGGUGGUUACAUAUAGAAUAAUAUACACUUAAUGUCUGCUCCCGAUGGAAAUAGUUAGUUUUGUUUUCCCGAGAAUCUCAAUGUUUCCCAAGACGAAGUCGAGGGAAACAUUAAGAUUCGAGGGAAAACAAAACUAACUAUUUCCCGAGGGAACAGGCAUUAAGUGUUUUGUUAUAUAGCGACGAACAAAAAUCAACUUCAACAACAUUCAUACAACAAUUGUAUUUCGUGACAAAAACUCUAUAGUGUAAACGAGUUUAAAAUUAAAAGAACCUACUCAGUGUUCAGCAAAGUACUCAAAAUAUUUACUUAAGUAAAAGUGAAAAGUAACACCUCAAUUUUUACUUAAGUAGAAGUAAAAGUACUGCUUGAAAAUUUUACUUAAGUAAAAGUAAAAAUAUUGCCUGAAAAUUUUACUUAAGUAAAAGUAAAAGUACUGCCUGAAAAUUUUACUUAAGUAAAAGAAAAGUAUUGGGAAAAUAUACUUAAAUAAAAGUACUACUGAAAUAGAAUAUAAAUUCGCAAAGGUUUAAGCAGGAAUAGAACACUCAGACGUGUAAGUAACGUGGUAAAACAACUUUAUUCUUUAAAUACCUUCAUAUAUAUAUAUUCCAGUCCACUCACCGCUUUGAGAAAUACUUUUUUACUUCGCCAAAAUAUAACAAAAGUAACGAAGUAAAAAAGUAAAUAUUUACCAAAAAUCGUACUUCGUUACAAGCAAAAAGUACUUCAUUAAAAAAUACUUCGUUACAAGUAAAUACUGAUUUUUUUUACUUAAGUAAAGUAACGAAGUAAAUUUACUUCGUUACUGGCUAACACUGAACCUACUUAAACGGUUUCAGCAGCAUAUCCUGUUGCCUGUUGUAUAUUUUUCUUCUCUUUUAUAUUCUUUAUUUGAACACAAACUUGGAAAAUUUUGUUUAUUUAUCUACGUGGCCGGUCGGGGCGGGCAACAAUUUUUCACCUGUUGCCCGGCGGGAAACAUUGCAUUUAUCUGAAGUCACCUGACCACAAAUCAGCCAAUCACGUUUGGUGUUCACGCUAGCUAUAUAACAAUUUCUAAUAUGCUGGUUUAACGGUUAAUGUUUUGUAAGUCAGCGGCAAACGUUGGCUUGCAGACUAUUUUUCACGGCGAAAAACCUCGCGAAUAUGACUAUUGGCUCAGCGAUAAUUAUGCUCACUAAAUAGGUCGGAGGACUUGAAAUACAGGUUUUGUACUUUUGUUGAUAAAUUUGCUUCGAAAUUGUAUAUAAAAGUUAUUACAACCUCAAAAUUUUCAGAGCUAUGAAUUGAUGCUAUUGUUUUUUUAUAAACCUAUUUAUUUGUCCAUAAAAUUCCACGACUGAAAACAUAGAAAUGGAAGCUGGUAGUUUUAAAAGAGUGCAUGGAAUUUAUAGUUCCCGUGAUUAUUUUACCUAAGCUGUCAAUUACCAAAGGUUUGCAAAUCUAUUGCGCAAUGGAAGAUAGAAUUUCUCCACGACUCCACCAAUAAUCCCAUAACUCAUUUUACCCAUGCACUGCACAGCUGUAUAUAUCUGCAUUCAAUUUGAUGAUAGUUCGGUAUUGCAUUUAGGCUUAAACGAUUGUGCCAUCAAACCACAUGCGGAGCCAGUUGGAAAAGCGUUCUUGAACAAGCUAAAAAGAAAGUUCGAAAGGUGAGAUUAAGCUUAAUUAAUUUGCGACAUUUAUCACUGAAAAACGUUAGUGAAAUUCAUACUAUGGAAUUUGCAAUUGCACCACCAAAUCCAUAAUAUAUCCAUACUAUUUUCAUGUUUGUCUAUAGUAUGGAAAUUGCAAUUAGUAUGAAAAUAGACCUUAUGCAUAAUGACGUCACAAGGCUUGAUGCUCGCGAGGAAUGCUGGUCUUAGUAGUCAUCGCCUGGGAAAAUUAAACAAUUCAAAAUGGCCACUAUCGAAAUUUUCCCGGGCGAUGACAUGGGCAAUAACUAUUAAGACCAGCAUUCCUCGCUGGUAUCAAGCCUUGUGACGUCAUUAUGCAUAAGGUCUAUUGGAUUCCAUACUAUUUCCAACUAAGAUCCAUACUAUUUUUAUGCACUGCCGUUUUUGUGUUCCAAAACCAGAAACGAUUUAGAAGAUCACUAAUUUCACUUCAACAAUUCACAUUAAUCAAUCUUUCCAAGAUAUUAAAAUAGUAUUAAUAUGUAUAGUAUAUACAAAUAAUAUAGUUCAAUUAAAUACAUACGAAAUUAUAACACAAAAUUCUUUGGGUUUUCGUCAAAUAGUUGCGACAAUCUGUUCCCAUCAAGUAAAAGACGAAAGGUGGGCAAGGACGAUUAUAUUUGUACAUUAUACGUUCAUUUGUGUAGUUCGUCAUAUACACGUGAUAUAAAAAUUUAUUUCCCUACAACAAAAAGUCCAGUCUAGUUCUUAUUUCAUUCAACAAUAGCCUAGUUCUUAUAUCAUUCUUAUUUUAAGAUUUCAAAUAACAAAUCAACAUUACAAAAAGGUCAUAAAUCGCUUAAACGAGACAGGUAAGUAACAGAAAAGACUUAAAUGUUGGGAUAUUUUAUAUACCUGUACAGUAAGUGCUUGUUGUCGCAUGUUCUUGUUUUUCUUUUUGUAAGAAAUAACAUUCGCGGAAAAUUAACGAAACGGAAGAAAGGAAAGAAAGUUUUCCAAACGAAGGUAUAAUUCGUGGAAAUUGCCAUUCCAAAAAUUUAUUUCUCUACAACAAAAAGUCCAGUCUAGUUCUUAUUUCAUUCAACAAUAGCUUAGUUCUUAUAUCAUUCUUAUUUUAAGGUUUCAAAUAACAAAUCAACAUUACAAAAAGGUCAUAAAUCGUCUAAACGAGACAGGUAAGUAACAGAAAAAAAUUAAAAGUUGGGAUAUUUUAUAUACCUGUACAGUAAGUGCUUUUUGACGCAUGUUCUUGUUUUUCUUUUUGUAAGAAAUAACAUUCGCGGAAAGUUAACGAAACGAAGGAAAGGAAAGAAAGUUUGCCAGACGAAGGUAUAAUUCGUGGAAAUUUCUAUUCUUCACAUUUUGUCAAUCUGAUUGAAACCAAUUACCUUUGUCAGGCAACAACGACUGGAUUAGUUGGAGAGAUUUUCCAGGAGUUCUUCCAAAAUCAAUUGGAAGGAGAUAUCGACAGAACCAAACAACAAUCAAACCAAAGGUAUAGAUUGUGAUGCUUUACAUUUUACUGUAUCCGCCCAUCCACAUGAACCGUUCACGUUGCUACGUGACGUAAUAGAAUGGAAUGGAAUGACAUGGCAUGUCACAAAGUGAGUUGGAGUGAGGAGUGGUCGGUGGGGUGGACUGGAGUAGAGUGGAGUGCAAUGCCAUGUAAUGGAUUGCAAUGAAGUGGAAUGGAACGUAAUGGGGAUGGGGAACGGAAACGGAAAUGGAAUGGACCAUACCAUACGUAUAAUUUCUAAAUAUGUAUACCAUUCUACCAUAAGUAUAAUUUCUAUAACUAUAUAGAAACACAGAAAAAAGUUUUCCUUUUUCUUUUACGGAAUGUUACUUACUCAAGGGAAGAUUUUAUCGCCCGUUUUUGUAUAAAUUAAUUACAAGCGCGUGCUAAAAUCGCGAGUGCGAAGUACGUGUGGAAUUUGUCAUCUUUGAAAAACUCGCAAGUGUUUUGAGUUCCAAAUUGGACGAGAAGCCAUAAAUAAAUCUCGUCAAAAAGUGCAAAAUUUGCCGCAAUGUUCGUUAUCCCUGCUAGCGCUGAUCGUCUCCAGGCUAUGCUCUUGUUUUGUUAAUUGCACUACAAUUUCAAGAACAAUUGCACUGCUUCUAACCAAAAUAAAAAACGAUUCAAGCGAGAUAAACGGCCUUCUUGUUGUGUUUCCAACCCCGUAAUGCAUUUUUUCUUAUCUUACUUAGAUGUCUUAAAAUGGCUGUGCAAGAUGAGGAUGACGUCGAGUUUGAGGUAUUUAAAGUCGAUUUGUAUACUUCAAGCUUUUCAAUGAUAGUCUUUUUAAUUAAAUCGUAGAGAUGACAAAUAGCCACAUACUCGUCAAAUAAAAACUGCCUGUCGAAAUCACAUUCUUCCACCGUUGAACGUUGCAUGGAAAACGAAACGUAUUAAAAUUGAAUGUUAAAUUAUUUAAAAUGGGCUCAACUCGUCAAUCUUUUGUCUUGGUGAAACAGAAAAACGUCCAUUAAAACAGGGCUCAAUUAACCACUGAACAGAGAACAUUCGUAAUCAAAAUGUUUUGCAAAACAAAUUGCUUGCAGCAGACUCGCGUUGAUUUUGGCUUGAUUAAGGUGGCUCGGUACACGUUUUUAAAAAUUAAAAACUUUGUGAUUGCUUAUGAAUUUCUGGAGAAUUAUCAUAUGUUUAAAAACAAAGAGUAUCUGAUUGACUAACACACUAACUAAGGAGUUUUAAAAAAAAACUACUCCUAACUGCCGUUAAAGUAAUUUAACUCGAAAAAAACAUCGGUGAUCUCAUAAAAUGAUUUCUUUUAGUAUUUUGAAUUAUUUCAUGACUUUGAGAAAAUUAUUACGAAUUUUCACAUUUUCUUAUCUUGAAAAAUUUCGGCGUGACAGAAUUUUUUUAAAUUAAAAAAAUAAAAGGUGCAGGCGCUAUUUGAAGGACUUAAAAUUGAACAUAUUUUCUGAUAUUUGGACCAUUAAUAAAACACAUAACCAAUUUUUUGCCUUUUAAAUUUCGCGCGCAAGCUAUUUCUAACGCUGCUAAAAAGACAUCCUGCUCUGGAAAAUUUAUUUUUACAAUUUGUUUUGUUUAUUCUAUAUUCUAAGUACCCGAACAAUCUAUAUUUAUCAAAACUUUCAUGACAUGAGCGGAUUUGAAAUUGAGAGCAUUUUUUAAAUUAAAUUGUAUACUUUUUACUGAACAGCCUGUAUAUAUAUUUUGACCUACAUACUUUGCCCCACAUGUUUCAUUGCCGCGAAAACGAGUACAUUUCAAAUAUAGGAAAGAUGGCGAUUACCUUAUGGGCGAAAGAGUUGAUCAAGAUAAGAAAAGGGUUGAGAAAUGGAAUUUAGAAAAAAGACAAAAAAGUGGGCUACGAAACGGGAUGUAAACCUCGUUCCCUUCAGACCCUUAUUUAGUAAUAACGAUAUGUCAUAUGUGUUUAUUGAGUGAAAAUGACACAUUUUCUAAUUAGUGAAUAAUAAAUUAAUUUCAGACUACGCUGAAGUGGACUUCCGAGCCUUUCAAACUUGACGAGGACAGAAAGUACUACACCAGUGUACUUGUUAAUAACGAAAAGGUUAGUGUAUUCCGUAUUCAAAAUAGACGCUAUGAAGUCCCAAAUAAUGGGUCUCUGUAGAAAACGGAAACCGAAACGACCGAAUCCGGAAACAACCGAAGCAGGAAAUUCCCGCCUGAUUUCCCGCAUAAAAUUGCCUAAAAUUUGGGAGAAAAGUGAGCCUGCACGGAACCAUGCGUUUUAUUCAUACCAAUUAGCGUCGACUGGGAUAAUAAACAACGACUGCCAACUGACGCAGAAUGUGAAAUGUACAACGAAGAAAUGUAUAAAACAAGUGUAACUCCAAAGAUCGAUAACAUUUUUAUAUUUUUCAACGGUUCGACUAUAUUCCAGUCAUCAUCAGGAUAAAGAAAUGAAUAUAACAAUAAUACGAAGCAUUAGCAUAUAGGCUCCAGAUAAUACAUUACGAGUUAAUCAAUACACAUACAAAUUAAAAGCGGAAUAAAAUAGUACCAUUGAAUGCAAUAAUACUUGUACUACUUAUGAUUGAAAGAACAAAGUUCUGCCAUUAAUAUGCGGUCAGAUAAAUUGGGAUUUGGAAUACGUCUAAAUGAGCAUGUAUUUAAUAUUUUCGAAAUCACGAGCGUGCCAUUUUAGUGGAAGCCGUAUCGUAUGUCAAAUGAGAAAGUGAAUGUAAUAUCGUUUUUAUUAAAUUAAACAUAACCAGCAUUGUUCAGGAAGUUGAUAAUAUGCAGUAAGAUUAUUAAAUAAUUUGAAAAAUUGUCAGCAGUUAAAUAGUAUACAACCUUACGACUUACAGUACGACAUUCGGACGAUAUUUAUCUAAAGCCCCGUUUACACUUCGCUCAAUUUUUGGUACGGCACGGAUAAAAUUGGUACCCGUACCACUUUUUUGGUUCUUGGACUACCUAUUUAGCUAAGCCCCUUUACACUACGCUCAAUUUUUGGUACCGUACCACUUUUUGGUUCUUGGACUACCUAAAGAGGUAGUCCAAGAACCAAAAAGUGGUACGGGUACAAAUUUUAUCCGUGCCGUACCAAAAAUUGAGCGUAGUGUAAACAGGGCUUAAAUUAUAUGCCAGCGAUCGUGCAUCAACAAUAUAAUUAUUCGUUAUGCGGGAAAUUAGGCGGGAAUAUUUCCAGUUUCGGUCGUUUCCGGAUUCAGUCGUUUCGGUUGCCGUUGUUUACAGAGACCCCCAAAUAAUGUCCUAUAAUGUUUCAUAGAUUAAUUGCAUUUAGAUAAUGUAACUUGAAAGGCUAUUUUUAGCUUCGAGGCCACUUGCGUUUGGCGUUCCCAAAACCGUAGUUUCAAUAGCCCAAAAAUGUUUUUGACUAAAUUAAAGAAGAAACGUUGCUCUUUCGCAUGAAUAUGGCUUUAAACGUCAAAGCGGAGGACCAAUGAACGAUUUUCCUCUCUACAUUUAGCCAUUUUUCGGUCUCGAAAAAUUCGGUAAAUUAAGUAAAAAAUAAAAAAUCGUUAAAAUAUUUACUGAAAUGGUUAAUACAUGUUUGUGAUAAAUCUUUAUUUCAAUUCUUAAGCGUUCUGUAAAUGACCUGCGAUAUGUGUCCUGUAAAACCAGUCUGAGAGACGAGAAAAUAAAAAAAUAGCCGUUUGCAUAAAAUAAAACUCUGAUUGAACUUAAAGUUAUAUUUAACUAACAGUUUGCCUACACCUGUUCCAAAAUGUUUCCUAGCAAAUUCAGAAAUAUUUGAUGUUUCCCCUAUGUUUCUCACCAAUGUUUCCUAGUGUUUGCCCACUCUGGGAAACAUAGCGAAACAUUGGCAGGUCAUGUUCAGUCCUAGUUUGCCCAGGACCUUAAUAUGGUUGUGUGAACGUUGAAUGUAUCUCUAAAUAUUUGAAUAAAAUGAAUGCAGCCAAAAGAACAGUGGUGUCAAGUAACGAAGUAAAUUUACUUCGUUACUGUACUUGAGUACUAUUUUUGAGAAGUGAGCAUGUAACAAAGUAAACUUUUUCUGGAGUACUUUUACUAGGAACGAAGUCGUUUUAAGAAGUAACGUUUUACUUCGUUAUUUUCAUUUUGUGGCGAGGUAUUUCGUUACUUUCUCACAUUUGUUAAAUUUUACGUGAUCUUAGUUAUUCGUGAUUUAUUUUAAUUUUGGGAUAGGUAAUAGGACCUCUACAUAUAAGCAUUACUUUCUACUGGAAAGUAGCCCAUGACGUGAAAUAUUGUAUAUUAUGGUGCACGACUCACGCAUAUAGCGUGUGUGUUGUUUUGUGUCUUUUGUAUGUCAAUCCAUUGGAGAAGUCCCCUUCCCCUAUACACGCUUUUGGUAAUAGUACUUUUACUUUGUACUUCAAGUAUUUUUUAAUUAAGGAUACUUUGUACUUUUUACUUAAGUACGUUUUGCCUCCAGGACUUUUUACUCUUACUCAACUAGUUACAUUGUUAAUUACUUCUACUUUUACUUGAGUACAAAUUCAAAGUAAUUUUGACACCACUGCAAAAGAAUAACGAAGACUUGUAUACUGUGUUUAGGUUAAUCUUGGUGAUUACGUUCGAUUGUGUCCUUCGGACCCCGAAGUGCAGACGUAUAUUUGUAAAGUGAUAUCAAUGUGGCAGAACAAUCAGGGAGAGAAGCUCUUCCAUGGACGGUGGUUGAGGUAAGAUUGUGAUAAAAGUUUAUUUGAUAAGGUUAUGAUCUAUUGCACCAUAACAUUGUAUUUUGAGGAUAAACACGAAAGGGCUGGUAGUCUAAUUAUACAGACAUGAGUGCGACACAUUGACAACUUCGUUCCCAGGCUCCUCCUGUUUUAAUGACAAUUUUACUUAUCACGUUUCCUGUGAUUGGUAUCAGACUCUAUGCUUGAAAUAGAGUCUGCUACUGAAGUUAAUAAAAAGCGGAUUUAUGCGUACGAAUAUAUAUGCAAAGUUCCCAUUGGUCUUCAAGUUGUUGUUUACGUAAUAUGAUAUUCCAUACUUGUAAUUGUACUUUUGGCCGCAUUAAUUACUGCCUUUGCUGUCUAUACGUGUGGUCAGUAAACGUUAUUAUUACCCAGUAUGUAAUUCCUGGCCGUUUAAUGAAAAUUGGUACAUUUAUUUUCGGUAUAUUAGCGAAAAUAUUGGCCUUUAUUUUCAUAUUUUAAAUUAGCUUUGAUAAUCUAUUUAACAAUCGCCUUUUUGAUCGGUUGUUAUUUUCGUCCAUCCAAAAACACCGUACACUUUUUAUUGAUUUCAGUAGCAGGCUCUAUUUCAAGCAUAGAAACUGGCACGCAGGCUAUAUAUGAUUGGUCGAUAUAUAUAUAUAUAUAUAUAUAUAUAUAUAUAUAUAUUAAAAUUAAUUAUUGCUACUCAAGUUUCACGCCUUAUUUAACUUGAGUAGCAAUAAUUAAUUUUAAGAUAUAAAUAUAUCUUGCUCUACUAUAAUACUAGUGUUGAGCACUUUAUUAUAUACUACAACAAAACAAGUUAUGAAUGUUGUGAAUGUUGACUUGCCUGUUUCUUUUGUCAAUAUAGCCAUUGUUGGGACACCAUAAUUGGCAAAACUGGCGAUCCAAUGGAACUCUUCCUGGUGGACCUUUGCGACAACAACCCAUUAGGUUCCAUCGUUGGGAAAUGUGCGGUACGUUUACAUGCAAUACAUCUCUAGAUAUUCAAAGCACACGGAAAUAUUUGCCAUCUCGGAGAGAGCGCAUGUGAGUUGGCAGUCACAAGAUCUUGGUUAGAUGUUCUGCUUUCCCAACACUAUCGUGUAUUCUAUUAAGUUAAAACACAGUUUGAGGACUUGAAAUUCCCCCCUGUAACGGUUUGUGACUGCGAACUCUCAUUACCUCGUAAUGUAGCUUUAAGGUGGCUCUCUACAGUUUACUAGAAAAAUGAAAACUUUAUCUUGUAAUUACAACGAAAUAUUAGACAUGUAAUGUUUAUAAAAUUAUGCUGUGCUUUAGGUUUUAUAACAAGAACUCUUAUUUCAUUUCGAUAAUUAAAUUCUUAUUCCAUAAUUAAAAAACUCGCAGAAUACAAAUGAAACACUGCCGUGUCGGUGGUCUUGUAUGUGAUAAAAAAUCACGUUCAUUUACAUAAACUUUAGUUUUGAUAUUCUCGGCUUAGACAACGUUUAUUUUUAAAAUUACUUGACCAAUGAACUCAUGCAUCAAGAUCGUUUUUAAACCAUUUAAAACACUCGCAGUCCGUGCUUUAUGUACUAUUUAAAAAACGAGCAGGAGUGUUUUAUUAGGUUUAAAGCCACGAGCGCGCAGCGCGAGUGGCUUUAGACCUAAUAAAACACGACCUGCGAGUUUUUUAAAUGGCUUCAAAAACGUUUGCAUAAUAAGUCGAAUCUUUAUAUAAAAAUCUUUAUAUAAAAAUCUUUAUAUAGUUUGUAUAACAAUGGUCUUUUGUGAAAGUGUUCUUUAGCUGGUAUAAAGACGUAUGCACGUGACUAAUUUCUUACUCAAGAUUGGAUAAUUUGCUUCAUGAAUUAUUAAUGAGUUUUUGAAAUAUAGAUAUAACAGCAUGGUUUCGAGUGCAAUUUGGAUAUAACAUGCACAAGUGAGUUUUUCAAAGACCUCAAAAUAGCACGAGUCCGAAGGGCGAGUGCUAUAUUUGAGGUCUUUGAAAAACUCACGAGUGCAUGUUUAUCCAAAUUUCACGAGAAACCAUGCUAUCACUUAUUAAUAAUUUACAUAAAAAUGAUCGAGACAAUUGUAGUUUUAACGUUUAACUUACGUUUAUAGUGAACAUUCCACUGGCAAAGUUUUCCUGGCUUUGUUAUAUCACAUUAUACAACGCUAACAGCUUGAAAAUUCCACUCAACAGUGUAAAUUUUGUUAGUCUUGUUUAAUAAGCCAUAUUUUCUACGCGAAGUCAACUUUUACUUUAUGUAGCGCGGCGCCAUGUUUGUUUUGUUGUGAAGCAAUAUCUGUGACCGUUACUUAUUUAAACUACACUGCUUUAAACUGAUUGGUUGAUUUUAUCAUCACAAUGUUUUUCCACCAAUCAGAUCAGUUUGUUACAGAUUUUUGCACUGUUGUUACAGAUUUUUGCACUGUUGUUACAGAUUUGCUUUACUGUUUGUGAUUAACUGCACUGAAAUCAACCAAUCACAAUCGAGUAAUAUUUUUAUGUAUAUUAUUACGGAUGUAAAACACUUCUGAUAAAUCACUCCUGCUCGUGUUUCAAAUAGUACGUUUUAUCAUUAUUCGUACACAUUGAUUAUGUUCAAAUUCAUUGGCCAAUAAUACGCGAUUGCGGAGCACGGCGCCAGAAGAGACAGUCUUGUUCGCGGAGCAUCUAACUGCGGAAGCAAAACCUCUGGAUAUGGCUUUGCAGACCUCCACCAUCUUCUACGCACGAGUAAUGGUAUUCCACUGUGCCUUUCAUUUAGGUUAAAUAUAAAGCUCCUGACUGCAUAAAUAGUGAAAACAUUGAUGAUGAACAUGAUGGAGAAUACUAUUAUCAGAUGUGGUAAGCAAAACAUUACAGUGGGGAUGCUAAUGAAACUGGUGAUAAGUGUACUUGGUUUCCUUCGUCCAUAAAAUGUCGCAGUUGUGGUCACUCAACUGGAAACUGCUGCAGAAGAGAUAGUGAAAGACUAUUCAACUGAUUUCUUCAAAGAACUAUCGGAAUUUGGAUUUUUGGUUACCGAACUAUGAAAGGAAAUAGCGGUAGAAUUAUGUUUUUUAGUUAUAAACCUAAGCUAAAUAUAAAGCUAGUUACAGACGAGAAAGUUUUCAAAUGACAAAUUUCAUUGGCUUGUCUGUACAGUACAGGCAACUUUACCAAUUUUUAUUGUUUCUAAUGCGUUCGGAACAUGGGAAGCGCACGUUUGAAACAUGCCUUAUAUAGAAUCACUCUCUGAAUCAUGCGAUGAGACACGUGCUGCGCAGAAUUAAAUUAUUUUGAAACGUGCAUUUCUUUCAAAUAAAAUUCAACAGCUUAUAUAUAAUAGCAAAUAAAGUUUAAAGGCCUGAUUCCACGACAGCGAAAUUUUUCGCGAAAAAUUGUAUCUGCGAAAUACGGAUGAUUGCCCAUCUCCCCACUUCUUUCGCUUUCAUAAUGAGUAGAUCUAGAACAGACUUCUAGCGAAUUUUUUUGUCGCGAAGGCUGUAUAAUUGACAAAAAUCUACAUUAUAACUAUCUAUAGAGACAUUGAAAUCCACGAAAGAAUACAGUUCAUUGUGUUUGGUCUCUGUAUACGUUUAACCAAAGUUUUCUGUAGAUGAUAAAGCUGACUGUAGGCCAGUGUUUGUAGUUAAAAGCUAACGUUUUCUUAUUUGUAAAGGUAUGACGACGACCACGCUCGUUUCGAGCAGCAAGUGGAGUACUUUGAGGCUGAUAAUAAUGAGGAUGAAUGCAUAAGUUGCCUCAGACAGAGAAGAAAAGAGGAGGUAAUAUUUUGCAAUUACGUUAAGUUUUUUACACAUAUGCAUGGGUAAAUUUCUAGAUGUUUGGGCAUCUCGUAUGAUAUGACUAAUAGUAUAUUUAGGAUUAAUAGACCAAUAAUGGUAAUUUUCGAACGCAAUGGCUUCAUUCACUCACUUCAUUAUACAUUAAUUUUUGGUAAAUGCUGAGUAACUGGAUUAUUUAUAUCAGUAGUUGGUUAGAGCGUUGCACCGAAAUUGCAGGGCCGCAACUUCGAGGGCCUUUAAUCCAGUUUUCGUAACUGCUCAUGCAUGCAUGGUCAGAAGUGUAUACAAGUGUAUAUUAAACAAUGUGUUUUACAUACACUUUUUUUAUAUACACUAUAGGUAUACACUUUUUAUAGCGUAUAUACUUAUGAAAAGGUGUAUAUAAAUUUGCGUUCGAAUAUCCCAUCAACAAAAAACCUCUCUCGAGCUCCAUCUGUACAGUACAAAAACCUUAUAUCUGCAAAUGACCCAUCUACAAAUCUACAAGUAUUAGUCCUGUCGAACGAGAUCAGGAUUUUAAGGAUAGGGAAUGCUAACGUAUACUUCUUUGUGACCGAAUUUAUUAUUUUAUUGAAAACGUAUAGAGCAUUAGAUAAGAACGUCAAGGUUAAUUUCGAUUGGUUGCAAGACAUAUUAAAGGUGUUGCGAAUGAUCAUAGUGUUUGUAUUGAUGAAAGUAGUACCGGCGACAAUGUUAAACGAUAUUUUCUUUCAUUUAGUUUGACAAGCCUAUGAUAGGAGAGCCAUUAACACAUGAUUCAGGUCCAGGUCCAAGCAAUGAAUUAUUCAGGUACGUUUCGCUGCCUAUUGAGUAAAGAUCCAUCCGGACUGGCAAAUGUCAGUAAUAAAUAAGGCAUCAGUAUACCUUAAUUAUCACAUUUUGAGUAAGCACUCUAUAAAUACCAGGAAUCCAUGGAAUUAAGAACGUGUCAAAAGGGCCGUAGCUAGAAGCGAUAAUUGGGGUGUGUAUAUUCAUAUAUUCAUGUUCACAUACAGUAAAAACAAUCGCUUUCAAAAGAAAUUUGUCGGGCGGAACACGAAUAUAUGAAUAUACACCCCCCCCCCCUCCAAAAAAAUUAGCUAGGCCCUGUGUGUCAAUAUUGGUAAGUGCACAAAAUGUAGCAACUACAGUUUUUUAUAUUUACUUCAUGGUAAUUCAGCCAAUGAUAAUCACCUAUUUGACCACAAGAUGCUAUUUGGAUAACCCGGUGUAACUUGAUGAAAGUCAUAGUGUUUUCAUCAAAUAUCUUAAUUACGCAUGCAAAAUUACUUGAAUAGAAUUCCUAAUUACGUUGUGCUUGAGAAUUCUAUUCAAAUCUGCGAACGAAAACAUUCUGUUACGUCUCGAUUCACGAUUCAUUUGAGAAGCCAUAUUUUCGCGCUCGUGUUUUCAUACAUUGUUUUCUCGUGUUUGGAUAUCCCUGUGAAACACUCGCUCUCGUUGUUCAUAUAUUACUUUAAAAACUGCAGCAGAAGCGCGAAAGCUCUGCAUGCUUGUCAAGCCUCGAUCCCAUGCAAAUCCCCAUACACAGUAUUUUCUGAAAAAAGUUAAAACUAGCGCCAAUGCCAUAAAAAACUCCAAAUUGUUUGUAUACAGUAUAUAUACUUACUAUCUUUGACCUGCUGUGGUAUUAAUAGAAUGCUAAAAUAAAUUUUAAAUCAACUCAACAAAAACAUGGUAAAUGUGUAUUCCACGUCAUGUUUUUGCCGUUAGUUAAUGUGGAACCGUGCAUAAAAAUGAUCUGCAUGUGCUAAUCCCUUUAACCUUGCGCCAUCUGAAAUACUAAAAAGCUCACUGCACGUGUAGAAAAUCCCGAACCCGAAAACCAUGUUUUCAUCAUUUUACAUUGUUUGUCUUUUUUCGUUUUCUAAAGAACGUUUUCCCUUCGUGGUGUUCAAUAUACAAUUGGCGAUACAUUGUACCUCACACCAGAUGCCUUUAAUUUUAGGUAAGUUGUAGGUUUAUUAAAUAUAGCUUUCCUUGCAUGUUACAUGCACAAUUCACCUAUGGACCAACCAGCAGCCGCUGGUAACAAGGAUGUGUAUUUUAAAUAUGUUGCCUCUCAACAUCUUGAAAUUAUUGUACAAUCAGCUAAAAAUACUGGCUUGUUUGCUGUUGAGCAUUGCUGCAAUGACAACGUUCUGUUACAGCCCGGCGUGCCCGCGCGGACGAGCUAGGAUGGUAUAGUCUUCGACAAGAUAUUUAUAGCAUGCACGCAACCAAUAACGUAUUGAACACGAGCACAUGUCUUAUGAAAUAUUUAAACUGCGGAAAGUUGUUAAUGUUUUGAUACUAAAGUUUCGAUGGGUCUAAUUCUGCUGCCUUCAGUUUAUUUCGAAUGUGUACUAAUUCUGUCGCAGGUGUAGAGCACUAUAUGACCAACUUUGUUGAACAACCUGGCUAAAAUAAAUACUGGAAUAUGGUGCAAGAGCUAUGUCAUUUUAUUUCAAUUAUAAGGGCAAUCAUAAUUUCCACCCGUAUAUUUAUCAAAAUGCAGUUUAUAUGGCUAUAUUUCAGUGUCUGAAUACGGGAGCAACAGUCCGUAUAUUACUGGAAAAAGUAAAUGAAGUAUAGUCCAUCUUUUACAAUCAAGUAAUUUAGAAAGCUGGGCAAUAUACCAAACACAAAAAGAAUAGUGUGAUUGGCAAAUGAGUACUAAAAACGUAUAUCCAAUUGAAUUGGAAUCUUUCAUUAAAAAAGUAACUCACGUAGAAAAGUGUUUUGAAAAGUUUACUCGAUAACAAGCACUGUAGUAAGAACUUUUAAUAGGCAAUGUUCUUUAACAUCACUACUAUAUACUCAGACGAUUGAUUUUCUUUUUCCCAAACAAAUUUCACUCCAACGAAGUUACAUAACUGAGUAAUAUUGGCCGAUGCAUGGUGAAUGAAAUCUCGCGUUUUUUUUUAUAUGCAUUCUAAUAUUCUUUUAGCGUCACACCAGCCGAAUCCAAACCUGUGGUGAAAAAGUUGGAUCCCAAGGUAAACGUACCUCAUAUAAAGCAAAUUAAGUGGUAGAAACUCUUCCUUUUAAUUCCGCAUAUCAUUUUCAGCCGUCAAAAGCGCACAUACCAAAGUUCAACCUGAACAGUCACACUGUUGCUAGACGAAAUAAUCAAGAGAUUUUUUCGCGCAAACUACCAGUGUAUAAUACCUCAUAAGGAAGAAAUUAAAACGAGUAUUUAUAUGUGAGCACGUAUAGUUCCGAGACCAGCUACAAUGGGGUCGAAACGUGAUUUUCCAGUUAUGUCUGGAACACCUAAUGAGAACAUAACCUUAGUUUUGAACACAAAACGGCAUGGUACGCUCGGCCUGGGUGGCGAUAUAUUGGCAUUUACCCAGCCUUUGGCAAUUACAGGCAAUAUUAUACGCAUGCACACAUAAAGACACACGGAUUAUGCCUUCACAAACCUCACCAACACAAUCGAUCAACAGACACACAUUCAUUACUCCCAAUUUCAUUAUCAUUUGUGUCUCAUUAUAAUCUGUAUGUUUUCAUUAUAACUUGUGUACUACACCAUUUUAUUAUCAAUACCAUUUUAUUACUGUAUAUCUUUUCAUUACAACUUGUGCAUCACCAUGCAGCAUCAUUACCACUUGUGUUUUACUAUAACAUCAUCAUGCAUUAUUCUCACCAUUUUCAUUUUAUUAGUUAGUCGGUCACAAUGCAUCAAAACUCACCUUCCACAUAGCUGCAACCACCUUUUCGAUCUAAUUCUAAAAGAGAAGCAAACGAAGAAUGCGCCAUGAUAAAAUAACAGCAUUGUGGCAACUAUCCAUAUUACAUUUUGGGAAACUUUUUAAAAUAUUUUCAUUCUUUCUUUUUGUUUUAUUAAAAAGGACGAAGACUUGUAUCCUGAAUACUACAGGAAAAACCGAGCGCGAAAGAAACACAGCAUUCCACGGCCGUUUAAUAUUGGUAAUGAAUACAUGCACUGUUGUUAUUAUAUACCGUAAGGGUUACUUUCAAUGACCAACUGGAGAUAAUCCUGUGUAAUUCUGUACAACUUGGCUUUACAAUACGAAAAUACAGUACUACGGUAAACAUCAUGACAUGCAUUCAGGGCCGGUUUUUCAAAGCACAAUAGACCUUAUGGAUAAUGACGUCACAAUGCUUGAUGCCUGCGAGGAAUGCUGGUCUUAGUAUUCAUUGCCCGGGAAAUUUCGAUAGUGGCCAUUUUGAAUUGUUUAAUUUUCCUGAGCGAUGACUGCUAAGGCCAGCAUUCCGCGCGUGAAUCAAACCUUGUGACAUCAUUAUUCAUAAGGUCUAUAGACCCAUUGCACAUGACGUCACAGCGCCGGUGACUAUGCAUCUGGAGGACAUUUUAGCAAUCUAUGCAUAACAUAACUUUUGUAAACAAAGCAAAUUUUGUAAAACUUUAUAAUAAUUUUGUAUUAAAAUGGUUAAGUUUUGCGCUGUAUGUGGUUGUUGUACGCAAACAGAUAUUGUUAGGGAGCAUCUGGAGGACACUCUAAGAAUUUGUGACGUCAGUGCAAUGGGUCUAUUAGCGCUAAUCGUGGGUUUAAUUUAACCCAUUGUUUUGGUUUAUGUGCAUCUGUACAAAUUAAACUUCUGAAUAUCCGAACAAGAUUUAUUUCAAAGUUGCUGGGAAGUAUGCUUUCAAUUUCACUUUAACCCAAGGAUUAAGUUAAUCGGCUUUAGAACAAUUGGCCCCCAACAGAGAAAAACUCUAAAGAUUGUCGUUAACAUCACUAACUCAUAUACUUCGCUCCUGUAAUCAGUAUUCGAAUCUAGAUUCUAGUAUUUAUCUGUAGCAAACCAUAAUAAAAAUGAACACUUUGUUUCUUCCUUGCACACAGGCAAUUCCAAUCAAGCCAUUAAUUAGUAUGCGUUUGUCAUUAUUUACACGUGCUUAUAUAUCAACGGAAACAGAGCUAAUUUAUUAUCUAUGUGUUAUAGGGUGGACCUUUGGAUAUCCUACGCUGGGAUUUUUCUAUAUAUUUAGAAUCCUGAAAUUUUAAAUUGCUUUUCUAAGAAUUGCACUUAGGAAACACGCGGUUCUCUUUGGUCGAGGCCCUCUCCCCCGCCCUUUAAUGUAACAAAAUGCUUUCUGCGGCAAUCUAUGUCGAGAAACAUGAAAGGAGAUAUUUAUUCACAUUGUAUUAUAAUGAUUCUUUUAAGGACAACUCGUAUCAAUUAGAAAAACAGCAGAAGAAAGUGUUAUCGAAAUUACUAUCAGAAAAUUUUACAGGUAUAAUGUUUUCAUUGUAUGCGAGCAACACCAAUAGCCUUUAAUUAAUUAAAUAGCCUUCAUUUCCUUGUUAGACCAGAGGAUACACACCUGGACGCUAGAUGUCGCUACUCAUCCGACAUUAACUUGCUAUAUUUUAGUGAUGAAGGUAACUUAUUUCCUUUGUUAUAUAGAUCAUACUGUUAUGUUGAUUUGUCAGUACCUAUGCUCAUGAAAGCUGCACUAUUUUAAUUCUAAAACUGUCUGUACCAGUGUGGGUAGUACCAAUGUGAAAAUGCUGUGCUGAGUGGUUAUAUUACUAUCUUAAAAAACAAGCAGAAAAUCGUCGUUUCGAGCGAAGGCCCUUCGUCAAGAGUUAGCACUAACUCUUGAGGAAAUUUUGAAAUAAAAAAUGAGCGGUAAUCAUUUCAAUAAUCGUGUUUUGAGAUUGGCUUGAUAAUGGAAUAGUAAUCAGUGUUUAUGACUCGUUCUUUAAAGCCGUUCAACCAAUCACAAAUACCGUUCGUUUUGCUUUAUUGCGAAACAUAAUAACGGGACAUACCAAUGAUAAAUGUUGUUCCAGUAUUUUAAGGCCUUGGACACAGGGGACUUAACUACUGUCAGUAAAAUUAUCAAAAUAUUACUUACUCCAAAAGAUUUGCAUAAAUUCUUUGCAAGAAUGUCGAUGAAAUACUAUAGAAUCUUCAAUAGGUAGGUAAUGUGGGCGCGUAUGAGGUAUAGCAUAAUUAAUAAUAGAUAAAUUAAUAGGAGGGUUGAAACACCGGUCACGUGACUUUUAAAAUUCUUUUAAUUUAACCGUUUCGACAUAAUUUGAUUAUUUUGCAACAUAAAGACAUCCAACACAAAGAUAUCCAGUAAAAAAAUGUCAUAGAUAUCCCGGCAGUAAAGAAAUAUCAUAGAUAAACCUUUCGCUAAAUUAUUUUUAACAGCAAGUUUUCUUUGCAAUUUUCGUGAUAUGUGUACGAAUUUUCGCGAUAUGUGUAGCCUAUCCAGUCGGAUGAAGCUCGGCACUCGUGAGAUGCUAGGAUUUGCAUUCAGAUUUUAAAAUAGCGGUGAUUUGUUGGCGCCGGUAUAGACUAUAGUUUCAAUAUUAAGUUUUUAAAAAUGUAAAUAAUCAGAAAUUGCUUUAUGAUCAAAAACAGCUUUUAAAUGCAUUUCCGAACUGCGAUCGGAAAUCUCCGAAUGGAUAGGCUAUUCUUGGUAAACAUUGGACGAUGACGUGACUGCAUGGUGUUUCAACCCUUCUAUUAAUUUUUCUGGUAUUAAUUAUGCUAUUACCUCAUACGCGCCCGCAUUAUCUACCUGUUGAGGAUUCAAUAGUACUUCAUAUAGAUAAUUUUUUUGCUCUAGCUUUCUCCAUUGAGUCCACAUCUCGAUAUUCUUGCGAAGAAUUCAUGCAAAUCUUUUAAAGUAACUUUAUUAUUUGAUUAUUUUACACUUGUUACUGACAGUACUGUAGUUGAGCCCCCUGUGCCUUGGAGAGAGGACAUUUCAAACUCUACAUUAACAAAAUAAAGAAUUAAUAAGUGUUCGAACUACGUUCUAAUUUAAGUAAUGCACAUUAUAGUGUUAGGAAAGCAUUAAAGUCGACUACCAAUUCCCAUGCACUUUCAUUUUCGCUCGAUCCGGAAUUAAAACUGCGUAUUGCCUUAACGAUGAUAAUUUCCUUACAAAGAUUCCAUAUAUAUGUAUUCGUAAAGGAUUGGGAUAAUUCAUAUAGGAUUUCUGGACUCCUAUAUUGGAUUAGUUUUGACAUGAUUUGGUUAUUCUGCUUUUAGAAGCCAUCAUUGAUGUACAGACAGUGGUUGGGAAAUGCAAAGUCCUCUGUUUGUCCGAAUCGGAAAUUCUUAAUCACGCAGAAACUUUGAAAAGCCCUGACACGUUUUAUUUUACGAAGGUAUGGACAACAUGUCGUUCCUACACAUAGCAGAUACAACGGUAUGUAUAACGCACACCUAUUUCUUGGACAAGUUUGACUUUGUCUGGCGGAUAUCGUGGUAGGUUAGUCUACCAGACAGGACAAGUGUAUUCGAGGGUUGAUCUCACCAGAGAAAAUUAAUUCUCGAAUUAAUUAACAAGGCGAUCGGAUGAAGAAACACUACCACGACUUAUCACGCGUAGAAUAUGUAUGUAUUUGUAAGCCUUCUUCACCACAGCUUCUGCAUUGCCUUUGUCUUAAUCAAGUUCAACCGUUCUUAAUUUACUAUGUGCAUGGUCCAGGGAAUAUUUCGGUCGCCAAAGCUACUGGCCAAAUACCUCUCCCAAGGCUGACCAUGGAACUAAAUCUCCGACACGACUACUAUACGGUUUCUCCUUUGCACUUCUGGCAAACCUGUAACGUUGUCAAAUAUUCUUUGAUCCACCGAUUCCAAGUAUUUGUGCCUGUUUUCGCCGUCUCCUACUGAUAAUUGUUUUGGUUUUUUUUUUCAUUUUAUUGAUUAUUUUAUUUCGAAGCUUCAGGUGAUCUUCAGAUCAUGAAUCUUUAAAAAUAAAUUCGAAAUAUAACCAUUAUACAAAAUGAUGGUUUUUCGUCGAAAUAUAACAUUUAUGAAAUUUUUCUUGAUUUUGAUCCAUACUGUAUCUUUGAUUUUCAAGCUGCAUAUUUUCAAAUGUAUUUUAUUCUGUAUUGCAUGACCAAAAUUGUGAAAUUUAAAGUUUCAAUUUACCUUUCCCCUAACAAAUCCUAAUCGGAGUAACGGUUCUAACAGUUAUCAGGAAAGACUUUAAUAUAUUUUACAACAACAGAAUUUGCAAACAGAGUCCUAGAGAACAAGACGUUGCGGUUACCAAUAUAUGAAUUACAUUCCACACAUAUUUCUUUUCAGGUAUACAAUUCACAGACUUUAAAAUUCGAGAACGUUCCCAAGGGAGGUUUUGAGACGUCAAAUCAAGCG
Molecule: messenger RNA, 25338 nt
Organism: Paramuricea clavata
Lineage: Eukaryota; Metazoa; Cnidaria; Anthozoa; Malacalcyonacea; Plexauridae
Source: the annotation of a GenBank genome assembly